AGUGAAAAUCGACAAGAAAGAGGUGGAUAUGUGUAGAUAGACGUCUAAGUACAAAUUGAGGUAGAUAGAAAUCUAAAUAAUUUGAGAUGAAAAUAAUGCAAAGCUACGCAAAGUCCAAAAAAAAUGCAAAGUCCAAAAAAUCAACGCAAAGUGCAAAGAUGCAAACACAAUUUGCAAUGAAUGGUUUACAAACGGUAAUCAAACUUGGCAAAUUUGAAAACUUUACAGCCUGCGCGGGCACGAUUUAAAUCAGAUCGAUCAAAAUAUCACCAAGUCUAAAUUUGCAGGCACUACUACUAUGGACUCCAUCAAAGCUGGCGCACAUAGACUGGACGACGGCACUACCAUCUAUGUCUGCGACUGUAGUGCUUGUCUCCAUAAGACUGGAGGACGGAACACACAGGUUUCUAAGGCUACUUACUUCAGACACAAAGCCAGCAGACCGUCGAUUUGUCUUCCACCGGUCCCUUUCACCAUUGCGCCAGAUCUCCCAUCACUGGAUCUUCCAGCCGAAUUCUCGUCCAGCAAAAGACCACAGGAACUUCGGGAAGAUUUUGAUGACAAGGAAGUUAGAUCUAGAAAGAAGGGACGGUCGGACAGCCCGGAAUUAGCACCUUCAUUCGAGCCUGAACUCCAGCCCGAUGAUUCGUCUAUUCAUAUGAAUGACUUGGAUGGGAUCAGAAUGGAUAAUGACACUAUCGAAGAUGUGGUGGAUGGAUGGAGCGCGUUGAGGAUGUGCUUGGAAGCCUUGAUCGAACCUAUCCCGUUCGGUGUUGAUGGCGAGAUAGAUAAAGAUGACUUCAGGAGAAUAUUGUUAGCUGUACAGAAACGCAGUUUCUGGGGGUUCUUGGGAAGACUUACUACGAUGCAAGGAGAGGAGAACUUGAAUUUUGGAUUGACAAGUGGGGAUUGGGAGGAGUUGAGUGGGGCUGUGAGAUUAUCGUUCGUUAGCGAUAACGCCGCUUUAGGUUUUCCAUCUAGCCCGACGCGUCGCGAAUAUUCGUAUUCUCAAUUCCCGAAUCCAUCUUCGUCUUCGGCAUCCGGUUUCAAUGACUGGUAUCAAGCUACUUACAAUUCGGACGAUAACAAACCUCGAUUAUCGAUGCAUUGGUAG
This is a messenger RNA of Suillus plorans, 1114 nucleotides long. RefSeq lists its product as uncharacterized. Lineage: Eukaryota; Fungi; Basidiomycota; Agaricomycetes; Boletales; Suillaceae. The coding region runs from base 299 to 1114 and encodes 271 amino acids. The record is from RefSeq and is a predicted model, not a curated record. The transcript is spliced from 7 exons.